Cylindrotheca closterium is the source of this 1206-nucleotide messenger RNA. NCBI's taxonomy places the organism in Eukaryota, Bacillariophyta, Bacillariophyceae, Bacillariales, Bacillariaceae. The record is from the annotation of a GenBank genome assembly.
AUGGCCAAAAAGACAGUCGAAGACCUCACCGCCGAACAGCUGAAGGGCAAGAAAGUCCUUGUGCGUUGCGAUCUGAACGUUCCGCUUGAUGGAAAGAAGAUUACCGAUGAUACACGAAUUCGAAGUUCCAUCCCAACGAUCGAAUACUUAAAAGGCAAGGGCGCCAUUGUCACUGUCUGCUCUCACUUGGGACGCCCUAAGGAUGGACCAGAGGACAAGUUCUCCCUCGGGCCUUGCGCCGAACGCAUGGGAGAGCUUCUUGGCCAAAAAGUUACUCUAGCCCCAGAUUGUAUCGGUGAUGCCGUUGCUGAGAUUGUCAACGCCGCCAAGGAAGGUGACGUUGUCAUGCUUGAGAACACACGUUUCUACAAGGAAGAAACAAAGAACGAAGCUGGGUUCGUGGAGAAACUCGCAGCGCCAUUUGACCUAUAUGUCAAUGAUGCCUUUGGAACUGCCCACAGAGCACACGCAUCGACGGAAGGUGUCACAAAGUUCUUGAGUCCCUCUGUCUCUGGUUUUCUAUUGGCCAAGGAACUCGAAUAUCUCGACGGAGCUGUCAACAAUGGCAAGAGCCCUAUUGCUGCCGUUGUCGGUGGCUCCAAGGUUUCCACCAAGAUCACCGUCCUUGAAGCCCUUCUCGACAAGUGCGAAGUCAUUAUUAUUGGCGGAGGCAUGGUCUUUACUUUCUUGAAGGCCCAAGGACUUGGCGUUGGAACUUCUUUGGUUGAGGAUGACUUUGUGGAAACUGCCAAGGGUGUCCUCGAAAAGGCCAAGAAAAUGGGCAAGACCGUCUUGCUUCCUAGCGACAUUGUGGUCGCUGACAAAUUUGCAGCAGACGCCAAUUCAAAGGUCGUCGCUGUCGAUGCCAUUCCAGAUGGCUGGAUGGGUCUCGAUAAUGGUCCCAAGACUACUGAAGAGCAAAAGGCUGCUCUCUCCACCUGCAAUACCAUUAUCAUGAAUGGUCCAAUGGGAGUCUUUGAAAUUGAACAAUUCUCCAAGGGAACCUUUGCGUUGAUCAAUAUCAUGGCCGACUUGACCAAGGAAAAGGGCACCAUUACCGUUAUUGGUGGAGGUGAUUCGGUUGCUGCUACGGAACAAUCGGGCCGAGCUCCUGAUAUGAGCCACAUUUCCACUGGCGGAGGGGCCUCCUUGGAACUUUUGGAGGGUAAGGUCCUUCCAGGAGUUGCCGCCUUGGAUGACAAGUAA